AUGGAGUCAGACAGGAAUAACGACACUGAUCCGGAACAACACUCUCUUGCUCCAUCGUUAAAGGCCACGGCCGCGACGCAGGAGAAAACCGCAGACAGCGAUUCACACCACGCUUCUCCAAACAUAGACCACUGGUGGGGAUGGGAUAUACUUGGGCUCGGCCUGGCACUUGCAGUCCUGAUCGCCAUCAUCGUCAUCCUGCGCCUGUAUGAUGGCAAACAACAACCCAGCUGGAGGUGGAUUUCGCUUAACACUCUACUUUCAUGGCUGAGUACGGUUGGAAAGGGCUGCCUUGCAUUCCCUCUUAGCGCUAGCCUUUCGCAGCUCAAGUGGGUCUGGUUUGCGCAGCGAAAGCGCCCGUUGUCAGACCUAAGAGUAUUUGAUAAUGCUAGUAGAGGCAUCACUGGGAGUGCAGAGCUGCUGUGGGCGUUGAGGAUGCGGUAA
Molecule: messenger RNA, 444 nt
Organism: Penicillium coprophilum
Lineage: Eukaryota; Fungi; Ascomycota; Eurotiomycetes; Eurotiales; Aspergillaceae
Product: DUF3176 domain-containing protein
Exons: 1
Coding region: 1-444 (147 amino acids)
Source: RefSeq, a predicted model, not a curated record